This is a messenger RNA of Cimex lectularius (bed bug), 4608 nucleotides long. RefSeq names its product multidrug resistance-associated protein 4-like. Gene Ontology annotation, biological process: transmembrane transport. The coding region runs from base 362 to 4486 and encodes 1374 amino acids. NCBI's taxonomy places the organism in Eukaryota, Metazoa, Arthropoda, Insecta, Hemiptera, Cimicidae. Gene Ontology annotation, molecular function: ABC-type transporter activity; ATP binding; ATP hydrolysis activity. The transcript has 27 exons. Gene Ontology annotation, cellular component: membrane. The record is from RefSeq and is a predicted model, not a curated record.
AUUUGUCUAUCCGGUGAACUUGCUAACAAAGUGUCCCAUCCUCCAUUCUUUUUCCAUAUACCUACAGCAUUAACAAUUUGCCCUGGCCAGCCAGAAAUCGUUUGGGACUUAUUGUCUUAGCAUGAUGUUUUACUCAACAUAAUCUUUCAACCAUAUUUUUGGCUGAAACUUCAAACUACGAUUUAUUCUAUUUAAUUCUACUCCAUGUUGAAUAGCUUGUUUUAAGUGUAUGACGUAGUGUUUCCUGUUAUGAAAGUGUUGAAUUAAUUUUGAACAACGUUAUUUUAGUGUAGCAUUCGGGUAAAAGGUAAAUUGUUGUGUGACGUGUAAAUUUUGUGGAUAGUGAAAAUCAACAUCUAAGAUGAAACCGUAUUCACUUUCUUCAGUAACAUUUCAUAGGUCUUCAAAUGAAAAAUCUACCCACAGAAAGUCGCUAAAGAGAAAUGGUUUUGGCACAGCAUACUCGUAUAAAUUUUUGCGCCCAGAGAUGGAAUCGUCCCGAAAACACUGGGCUCCUCAUCCCAGAGAAUUCGCUAACUUUUUCUCAUUGUUUACGUUCACAUGGACCGCCAAAAUAUUCUUGUCCGAUUACAAAGAAAAAAUAACGCCUGAAACUAUUUGGGGUCCGUACAGCAAACACAAGUCCGCUUUAUUAGGUGAAAAAUUAGAAAAAAAUUGGAAAAACCAGCUUGGAAACACAAACAAAACUCCAAGUCUGAUGAAGGCUCUAUAUUUAACGUUCUGGAAAGACAUCCUGUUUAUUGCCGUUAUACACGUUUUCCAACAAACAAUUGACGUAUUUCUUCGGCCAAAAUUUCUUGGAUUGACUAUCUCUUAUUUCAACGCAGCUGAACAAAUAGACCUAAACACAGCCUUGUCCUCCGGUUUGGGACUUCUUCUUACUGCUUUGGUAACUAAUGUGUUGGUAAACCAUUACAUGGCAAAUGCUUUUACUCUCGGUCUGAAAAUGAGAGCGGCAUGCGUUUCACUUGUGUACAGAAAGUCAUUGAGGAUGAGCAAAACUGCGUUAGGUGAAGCUUCGGCAGGGCAAAUCGUAAAUCUUGUAUCGAAUGAUGUCAGUAGAUUUGAUUUUGUCGUAUUCACCAUGAACUUUCUCUGGUCGGCCCCAUUGAUAGCGAUGAUCAUCACAUAUUUCCUGUACGAUGAAGUUGGCUAUGCUGGUUUUGCUGGAAUGGCAGUUAUUUACACUAUUGCACCUAUACAAACAUACUGUGCCAAACUCACUACUAAGUUUAGAAGACAAAUUGCACAUAAAGCCGAUGAAAGAAUACGGCUUACAGAUGAAGUCCUUGGUGGUAUUCAUGUUAUUAAAACAUUUGCAUGGGAGAAAGUCUUUAUGAACUUACUUGAAUGGGCAAGAAAAAAAGAACUAAAAUCAGUCAAAUAUGCGAAUUAUUUACGAGGAACUUACAUGACAUUUAAUCUCUCAACAACAAGAAUAGCAUUAUUUUGUACUCUUGCAAUGUACGUGUUUAAAGGAGAGGCCCUUAAUGCUGGAAAAGUUUUUGUAACUACAUCAUAUUUUGGAAUAUUGUCGGGAUCAAUGUGCAGUGUAUUUGUGAGAGGAGUUUCUGAGGUCUCUGAAUGUUUUGUAUCUGUACAACGAUUGCAGAAAUUUAUGCUGAACGAUGAAGUCGAAUCUUUUCAAAUAAGUGAUGAUUUGAAGUCAAAUGUUAAAUCGGAUGAGAACAUUUGUCACAAUAAAGUAAACAAAAAUGGUUUUGUCAACAAUGGGUACAUUGAGGAAACUAUUACAGAUAAAUUGGAUGAAAAAACUUCUGUAACUCUGCAGAAUGUUAAUGCAAGUUGGUCAAAGUCAGCUCAGGAGAAUAUCUUAAAAAAUUUAAAUCUAAUGGUACUUGAUAAAAAAUUGAUUGCUGUCAUUGGACGUGUUGGUUCUGGAAAGUCGUCGCUCCUGCAACUUAUGCUUGGAGAGAUGAAAAUAAAAGGAGGCGAGAUGAGAGUCAAAGGCAAGAUUUCUUACACCUCUCAAGAACCAUGGCUGUUUGGAGGGACAAUUAUGCAAAACAUUUUACUUGGCCUACCUUUCAAUAAAGAAAGAUACAAUGAAGUAAUUCAUGCAUGUUCAUUGAACUGUGAUUUAGAACUUUUUCCUAAAGGUGAUCAAACAGAAGUUGGAGAAAGAGGAACAUCACUGUCAGGGGGUCAAAAAGCGAGAAUUAAUUUAGCAAGAGCGAUUUAUAAGGAGGCAGAUAUUUAUUUGUUAGAUGAUCCAUUAUCGGCAGUAGAUGCUCAUGUAGCACAAAAUCUGUUUAAACAAUGUUUUAAAGGAUUUCUAAAAGAUAAAAUAGUAUUUAUUGUCACACAUCAACUUCAGUUUGUUCAGGAAUGCGAUCAUAUGAUUUUCCUGAAAGAGGGAACAAUCCAGUACCAGGGAACUUUCACAACAUUUCUAAAUAAAGAUGACGAGUUUGGAAGAGAUAUGUUCUCUAAAGUAAAUGAAAUCGAUAUUAAGAAUGAAGGGAAUGAACCAAAACAAAAACGACACUUCGAAAGAAUGCUUUCUGUUAGAAGUACCAAGUCAGUAAGUACAGUGGCUGAUGAUAUUUCAACAAUUGAUGAACUUGAAGGAGUGGAAGAAUACACGCCCAAAAAAAUUGAUUCUCUAACAGAAAUGCAAGGCGCAUAUAAAGGAAAUGUAUUUCUAGGAUACAUCAAAACUGGAUCGUCAUUUACGACAUUAGUUUUUUUUAUCACUCUUCUCAUAGCUUCCCAGGUUUUGGCAAGCUUGAGUGAUAUUUUUGUGUCCUAUUGGACAACCCAAGAAGAAUUGAUCUUAGCAACUAACAAUGGGUCAAUUAGUGUUCAAAAUUUUGCCAACGAAAGAACUCUAAAUGUCACAAUUUUCGGAUUGCUAGUAUUUUCCCUGUUUGUGGUUGCAUUUACAAGAGGAAUAAUUUUUUAUGUUAUGUGCAAAAACUGUUCCAAAGGUCUCCAUUCUCAAAUGUUGAAGACAAUUCUAUCAAGAGAUCUUGGAUUUUUCAACAAAAAUCCCUCAGGUGCAAUACUCAACCGAUUUUCAAGAGAUCUAGGAUCCACGGAUGAAUUGUUGCCUAAAUCAGUCCUAGAUUCCGGGCAGGUAUUUGGACAAGUGCUAGGUGCAAUUAUUAUAUCGAUGAUCGUAAACAUCUGGUUUGCCAUCCCUGCACUUAUAUUUUUCAUAAUAACUAUCACUGUAAGGCAUUAUUACAUGAAGACAGCGCUCAACCUCAAAAGUAUUGAAAACACUGUUCGAAGUCCUGUCUUUACACAUUUAAACACAUCUCUUCAGGGUCUUGCUACCAUAAGAGCUCAUGGAUCACAAGAACGCCUAAUUGAACAAUUUGACUUACAUCAGGAUCUGCACACCGGGGCUCUUUAUACAUUUGUAUCAACACAGCAGGCUUAUACUUUUUGUUUGGACUUGUUAGGACUGAUUUAUCUCUCUUGUGUAAUAUUCACAUUUAUGCUAUUUAAACAAGGAGCCUACGGAGCUGAUGUCGGCCUUGCAAUCACACAGUCACUAGUUGUUACAUCCUUGCUCCAGUGGGGAAUCCGUCAAUCAUCAGAAGUCGUAAAUUUAUUGACAUCCGUUGAAAGGUUACUUUUAUUUAUACAAAUAUCAGAAGAAGAAACGGAUAAGGAUAAAAAACUAGCCCCACAAGGCCAAUGGCCGAAAAACGGUGAAAUAAAAUGCCACGAUUUAAUCCUGAAAUAUAAUUCCGAUGAUCCACCAGUUCUUAAAAUUCACGAAAUUCAUAUAAAAUCUGGGGAAAAGAUAGGGAUUGUUGGGAGGACUGGAGCUGGAAAGUCAUCCUUCAUAUCUGCCCUGUUUAGGCUGGCACAUGUAGAAGGUCAAAUAUUGAUUGACGGAAUAGACACAUCUACACUGCCGUUAAACUUUCUUAGAUCUAAAAUCUGCAUCAUUCCACAAAACCCAGUUCUUUUUUCUGGCACCCUUAGGAUGAAUUUGGACCCGUUUCUUCAGCAUCCUGAUUAUGUUCUGUGGAAGGCACUAAACGAAGUCGAACUUGAUGAAAUUUUAAAAUAUGGAUUUGGCUUAAAUACAAAAAUUGCAGAUGGGGGUUCUAACUUAAGUGUGGGCCAGAGGCAACUUAUCUGCUUGGCACGUGCAAUUGUUAAAAACAGUAAAAUUAUUAUUUUAGACGAAGCUACUGCAAGUGUUGAUCCCAAAACUGAUGAUGUCAUUCAAAAAGUAAUAAGAAAAAAGUUUGAAGAAUGCACAGUUCUUGUUAUUGCACAUAGAUUAAAUACAGUAAUAGAUAGCGACAGGAUAAUGGUGAUGGAUGCUGGUUGUAUGGUUGAAUUUGACCACCCGCUGAAACUUUUGGCAAAUAAAAAUGGCUAUUUCUAUAGACUCAUGCAAGAGACUGGUGGAAUGAUGGCUUCUCAAUUGGUUGAUCAAGCCCAUAAAGCCCAUAAGGAAUACAAGAAGGAAAUUUAAGCUACUGCAACGGGUUAGGAGUAUGUCCUGCAAUCCUAUUUUCUGUAUAUUGUACAAUAAUUUACAAAAAAAAUUCAAAUUAGGUUUUUGUUCACUGUAUAAAUUUUAGUUUUAAUUCUUAU